This is a messenger RNA of Magnusiomyces paraingens, 2868 nucleotides long. RefSeq lists its product as uncharacterized. Bases 1 to 2868 code for a protein of 955 amino acids. Gene Ontology annotation, molecular function: hydrolase activity; 3'-5' DNA helicase activity; ATP binding. Gene Ontology annotation, cellular component: nucleus. The transcript has a single exon. Gene Ontology annotation, biological process: recombinational repair. NCBI's taxonomy places the organism in Eukaryota, Fungi, Ascomycota, Dipodascomycetes, Dipodascales, Dipodascaceae. The record is from RefSeq and is a predicted model, not a curated record.
AUGUCAUUGAAAAAGGAAAUUAAAGAGGAUAAAGCAGACUUGGAGAACGGAAACCUGAGUCAAAGUGUUUUGGAAAACAAUGACCCUCUGUUGGCCUCAUUAAAUGCAGAGCAGAAAGAAGCAGUCACAGCACCGGCUGACGCCACCCUUCAGAUCCUGGCGGGCCCAGGCACAGGCAAAACAAAAACACUAUGCCAUCGCGCCGCCUGGCUCGUUUGCCGCUGCGGCGUAGACCCUCGAGGAAUCAUGCUUGUAACUUUUACCAACCAGGCAGCGCGUGAGCUUGCAGAACGUGUUACUGCUCUUCUUGGUGAGCAGGCGGUCCAACAUGAGCAAGCAUCCUUACCAGUGUGUUGCGGAACCUUUCACGGACUUUGUCUCAAGUUUUUGAAAAAACAUGUCGACAAAACAGGGCUCCCGCAAAACUUUGCAAUCGCAGACGAUGCUUCACAGAGAUGCAUGAUUGGCCGCGUUUUUCGCAACAAAACAAUCACCACAUUAGCAAAAACCCUCGGCUAUGAAGUUUGUCGGGACGGGCUCUUGGCCCCAUCACGAAGGGACACCCCACACUUCGUUAACACCCAUACAGUACGCGAAGCCAUCGAUCUCAUCAAAUCUUCUGCUUUGACAAUCGAAGAAUGGGCUGAUGGCACUGGAAUUCCUCCCGAAGGCACCACACUACCAGUACGAAGUCCUCUUAUGCGUGUUAUUCUUACUGAUUACCAAUCUUGCCUUGACACGGCUGGUCUUGUUGAUUUUGGUGACUUGUUGCUCCGCGCAUUACAUUUAUUUCGCAAGUAUCCAGAAGUCACCAAAGAUAUCAGGCAUGUUCUUGUUGAUGAGUAUCAAGAUACAGAUGCGACCCAGUACGCUCUUCUUAAGGCUUUGGCAAAGCCUACUACCAUUGUAGGAGACCCGGAUCAGUCCAUUUACUCGUUUCGUUCAGCGCAGCCCCGCAACUUCAUGCGCAUGCGCGAGGAACAACAACCAGAUAACCCAAUUCGGUGCGUUUAUCUGACAACAAACUACCGCUCUCCAAAAGCUGUGCUUACUCUGUCGGAGCUCAUCAUUAAGCAGGAUCGAUCACGUAUAGAUGCAGAUCGAGCCCCUCUCCGUGCACACAAGGAUUUUAAAGAUGGUGACAUUGAAAACUUAUUACCACCUGCACCCGUCGAAGUUGCGUUUCGGUCCCCGUACGAAGAAGCGCGUGCCAUUGCAGCAUAUAUUAAACAGCUUGUUGCUGAGAAUAGUCCCGUGUUUCGGUACUCAGAUUUUUCAAUUUUGUUGCGAUUUCGGCGGCUGAUGGAUGUCAUUGAACUUGGACUCACAGAAUUGAACAUUCCUUACAAAUUAACCGGUGCGUCUUCGUUUUGGAGCCGCCGCGAAAUCAAAGCGGUGACUGAUUUUCUAUGCAUUAUUUAUAACGACCGUAACGAGCUGGCCCUUUCUGAAACUUUGAAGUUGUGCCGUUCCGGAGUUGGUGAUACGACACUGACAAAGCUUGGAGAUUUGCAGACUCCGGAGUAUCCCACGUUAAUGGCCAAAUUUCGUGCUAUUGUAUCUUCAUCAAAAGCCAUUUCAGAUAUUUUGAAAAAAAACAAAAUUCGCAUCACGCACACGGCACGAGAAAAUAUUUCCAUGCUACUAGCCUUCAUUGAUCGUUGUCGCGCUACUAUUACAUCUCUUCCCUAUCCGGAGUCUCUUGACCGUGUGUUUGAGCUUAUAACAACAGAAGAGUAUCAACUUUUGGAGUUAGUCAGCGGUGGAGUCGAUAAAGAGGAUCCAGAUACUAUUGCUGGACGUCAGCAUAAUCUUUUUUUAUUACGGGCAAGACUUUUGUCACUGGAGGGUGACGUUGAUCCCGAACUUCUGGAAGGCAAUGGCAAGCCGGAUUCAUACCCGGAUUACCUUGGUGCUUUUUUACAGCUGAUGGCCCUGAACUACAUUCCUGAAGGUGCCGAUGAGGAGGAUGACAAUAAGGAGAUGAAGACCCUGGGCAGGGUCACUGUCUCAACCAUUCAUGGUGCCAAAGGUCUUGAAUGGCCUAUUGUUUUUCUACCACGCCUUGCAGAAACAGAUAUUAGAUCUGAAAACUUUGACGAAGAGUGUCGACUUCUUUACGUUUCCGUGACACGCGCGUGCGCCUUUUGUUUACUUUCAGAUUCUACAACAGCAACAACAUCAUUUGGCGAAGAUUAUGGCAUUUACCAAAAGAGGAAAAACUACGGAACGCUGGUGGAAGCCUCACGGGACGGGAUUGGCGAGCCGUGUAAACAAUUCCCCAAGCCAGAUUUGCAUUUUAUUAAAGUUAUGGCUCGGGCUCUUGGUCGCGAGGAAGAGUUGAAAAAAUCUGCAACAGAAAAAGUUGGGCGUUCAAUGCCUGGAUUUGUUACUUUUUCAAAGAAAAAUGGCGGGGGGUUUCAAGAGACAGCAGCAGGCAACAGUAGUAGUUUGGGUAUCCCAGCAAAAACGGGAUUUGUAAAGGCGUCCCAAGUUUUGAUAGGAAAGCCUGGGGGGCACAAAUCGAAAACUGCAAAAUCAGUUCCAUUGUCAUCUUCAUCUUCAUCAUCAUCAUCAUCAUCAUCAUCAUCAUCAUCAUCAUCAUCAUCAUCAUCAUCACCAUCAACUGAAUCAAAAAAAAGUAAUCAUAGUAGUAAUAGUACCAAAACUACGCCAUUAGUGUUACCAAAGACUGCAUCGAGGAAAAAUACACCAAAGAGUAACAGUAAUAAAAGUGGACGUCGUCAACAACAGACUCUCUUUUUUGCUCCUCAGCAACAAGCUCCGGUCAAGGUAACCAAAGCCAAGGCGUCAUCUCGACCUAUACCUCGGUUUGCUCCAGGCUCCAAAAAUAGGGGAAAUGUUUAA